Epithele typhae is the source of this 1038-nucleotide messenger RNA. RefSeq names its product WD40-repeat-containing domain protein. NCBI's taxonomy places the organism in Eukaryota, Fungi, Basidiomycota, Agaricomycetes, Polyporales, Epitheliaceae. The record is from RefSeq and is a predicted model, not a curated record. Gene Ontology annotation, molecular function: protein binding. The transcript is spliced from 9 exons. The coding region runs from base 1 to 1038 and encodes 345 amino acids.
AUGGAUUGCAAAGUUUGUGUUUGGUCCUCAACAAAUGGGGCACUCAAGUACGUUUUCUUCGGGAACAGUCCUGUCCUUUCGCUGCUGUGGCUCAAGCACUCGAGCACCGACCUCGUGUGUGGGAUGGAAGACGGGACUCUUGCUUUUCUGCGAAUAUCCGAUAUUCUUGUAGAGUUAGACGGGUUUGUGGCCCAUGAGUAUCCCGUCGAAUGCCUCACCGUCUGGGGGAAAUACCUCGUCUCCGGAGCUCAUAACGAGGUCAAGGUAUGGAGUUACUGCAAAAAAAAGGAUUGGUUGAUGAAUGUUUACAUCUCGCGUUGGCGCUGGGACUUUGAAGUCAAAACACCCAAACCAGAUGCAGGCGAGAAGGUCGUCAUGACCUGUUUGCACUGGAUGAGCACUCUCCAGCACCCCUCCGUACUGCUGGCGGUGUAUAGGACCCAUGGCAUCGUAGCCUACGAUGGGAAGUCAGGGAAAUGCCUGCAUUCUGCAUCUCUCCCCGGACGAAUUGCCGAUGGUCGCUUUCUCGCUGUGUCGAAUUCAUUGACAGGCUUCGAAGUAUUCCUCAUGCGCCAGCCCGGAAACGUGGAGUCUCUCUUCACCGCUCAUCAAGACGUCAGUGCCGGGUGCUGUCUCCCAGUCCGCUUCCUUCACCAAGGGACCGCAAUUUUCGGAGGUACAUCGAACGGCAAGGUCAACAUCUGGAAUAUCUAUAACCGACUCAAGCAGUCUCUGUCGUUGGGAGAGGGUGAAUGCGUGUUUGCAAUCGAUAGCUUCUACGAUGCCUCCACCGACAGUUUUUACAUUGCUACCGGGGUAUUCAACAAAAAUGCAGCCUGCCGCAUUAUCCUUUGGAAGGCGGUGGAUGUGGUUGAUGCGCUCGGAGAUGGAUCUCUCAUGCCGACGCUUCCCGCACCUGAACGGACUUUCUUGGAACGAAUUAUCCUUCAGGGUCUUCAAUGGGCCUUGAUGUCGAUAGGGUUGUAUGGCGGCAUUCGUUUUGUUUGGGACAAAGUAGUUGCAUUUAGUCGAGAGUGA